CGAUAUAUUGGUGUUUGAUGUGAAGUGAUGGUAUACUUUUUAUGUCAUACCGUCUGCACACUCCGUGUGAAUGAAGUCAAAUUUUAAAACUUAAAGGAAAAAUCGAAAAAAUUUUAGUCCCAAAGCGACGUGAUACAGUAUAUUAUUGACUAGUUUGAUAAAGUGAUGAUUGAAUAUCAAAAUUGUUCAUAGAAUCAGUGAAAAUAACAAAUAAUGUGUGGUUGGUGACAAAAAGUUAACUUUUUUUAUCGGAGUAAAAAAACGUAAAAACGUACUUGCGACAUGGAUACAUUGUCUUCAACAAUCAGAAAAUGGUGGAAUAAGCCAAAAGCUGACGACAAAUCUAUUCUGGCUAGAUUCUAUUAUGCUGAUCGAGCGCUGACAGCCGUUGCAAGUGAACUGGACAGUUUCGAUGGCAGGGCCGAACCUGAACGUUGUUCCAGGCUUGUGGCUCGAUUACGACAAGGACAGGAUCAAGUAUUGUCCAUUACUAACAUGAUAAUGGACGAAUUACUCGGUGAGGAUCGAACAUCACGGGCGUUUCGUGCAAAAUUUCCCGAAGAAGUUCUGCAGGAAAGUUUUGCCGGUCAGCUGUGGUUCGGUGCGGAAUGUUUAGCUGCCGGUUCGUCGAUAAUGAAUCGUGAGCUGGAAAGUGCUGCCAUGCGACCACUGGCCAAGGCUGUCACGAAAAGUCUGGACAAUGUACGGAAUUUGUUGCGAGAACAAUGUUUGCACAUCAAAAUACCAAAUUCACCGAAAUUGAAUUUGGACAUCAAUGACACGUGCACGGAAACUUUAUGCGAAAGUUUGAAAAUAUUCGAUCGCCUCUUUGCCGAAUUUGAACUGCUCUAUGUCAGCGCAAUGGUUCAAGUCAAGUCAAAGCAGGAGCACGAAAUGCAAGAAUUGAUCUGCGUUCUAUUUUCGGAAACGUUACAAGAAGCGUUGUACAAGGGACUGCUGCAACAGGACGCGGUGGACGUUUUCGAUCCGGCUCUAAUGUUUUCGAUUCCGCGGUUAGCUAUCGUAAACGGCUUAAUUGCACACAACAAAGGACCAUUAAAUAUGUCGAUGUCAGCUGACCAAUUGUCGGAAAUGUUUCGACCGUUUCGGACGCUUUUGAUCAAAAUCAGAGACCUAUUACGAACGUUAACACCAAACGAACUGUACCAAUUGGAGAAACUGCUCUGUACGAAUGAAGACAUUAAUUUGCAAAAUAACUUAAACUGUGAUGAUAAGGUAAAUAGUGACGACGAAUUAGUUAGCAAUGUGAUAAGUGGUUGUUGUGCGAAUAAGGAAAUAGCGAGCUUCUACUCAGUGAAUGAAACGUUGAUUCCGAACGAAUGGGAAGACGAUAAGGAACUGAACGAUAACCUUGUAACGGGCGACUGUGCGUCUUCUGGCUUCCUGAUACCAAACACAAAUUUCGGAAAUUUGCUGCAAAGCAACGAAGCGCCUUUAACCGAUAGUUUCAUAUCAAGUGAUGACGAAUAUCAUUCCAAGAAUGACGUACAUUUGCAUAUGGACGAAGAUCGUACCAAUGGCAACGUGGUUGUCGAUUCGGGCAUUGGCACGGAAAACACCAGCCUCGAUCAGAGUCCCGAUUCGGAGCUUAGCAAUCCAGUGGUCACGGACAAUAGUCGAUGUACGGAGUCCGGUGCAUUAUCGGAGAAAUAUGUGAACAGUUGGAAAGAAUUGCGCGAAAAUCAAUCCAGUUGCAAUCAUCAACAUCACCACACCCAUCGUCCAAAUCAACCCGCUACAGAAACUACCAUACGGAUAUCAUCUACAAAAUUAGCUAACAAUCCAAGUACUAGUCAAAGUCGUAGAAAUAGAUCAAGUAGUAGCCGAUCCAUGGCUCGACGGAAGACAAAUUCAAAAAUUCAUUCCAAACGUGAACAUCAUACCAGUGAUAGUGAUGACAUAUCUUCAAUAUCAGACGCAGAUUCGCAAGAAACCAAUUUGGCGUUGUACGCGAAUGGCAGAAACAAGUUUAAAAGUGUCGAAAACCUACUCCACCGUCUAUUCGUUUGUAUAGCUGGUGUUGCCGACCAACUGCAAACGAAUUUCGCAUCCGAUCUGCGACAAAUACUGCGUAGCGUAUUUCUUAUGAAUAUGACCCAGCCAACUGAUGAUAUCAUUGUGUCGGAAAAAGCCAAAGAUUCCGAUCUGUUCGAAUUUCGAGCCAGCGAAAAUGAUGUGAUCCAGGACAAUGCUGGAUCAAAUCAGAGCAUUUAUUCGGCAGAAGAAGUUAGUCCCGAAUUCGAUGCGGUAUUUCACAGUGUACAGAAUCAAGUGCGCAGUUCCAGCUUAAAUCCAAGCAGUGAUUCGCCACCGAUCGGUCGAACGGGUGAACGAUCGCGCAGCUUAGACGCCGAUUCCGAUGGCGAUCGACAGGAAUAUUCUGUACGUAGCAACAAUAAUAAUGCAUCGGGCAGUAACAGUUCAACGGCUGAUAAUUCACCGAUCAUUCAAAGUCGCAAUCCGAACAAUAACCGUACUCGAACGUGUAGCGCUGAACAGCCACCGCGUUGGAUACCCGACGAUGAGGCACCGCGAUGUAUGGCAUGCAAUUUACAAUUCACCACAUUCCGACGACGACAUCAUUGUAGAAAUUGCGGUUGUGUAUUUUGUGGGGUGUGUUCGAAUGCGUCGGCUCCGUUGCCGAAAUUCGGUUUGAUUAAGGCAGUUCGUCUGUGCCGUGAUUGUUAUGUACGGGAAGUUAGAACUUAAAUAGUUAUUGGCGAUCACAGUGUUGAUGUUUGUCGAUAUAGAAGAAAAAAAAAGUUUUCUGACAUUUGACGACGGGUUUUCUUUAUCUUAAAAUUAAAAUUUAUGUUUUUGAUUUUAGUUUCCUGUAAAUAAUUUGUUAGAGGAAUUAUUAGAGGACAAAAUUGAAUGCAAAAAAUAUAAAUAAAUCCAAACUGGCACAUCUAAAUAUGGAACAGUGUUUUGAGCAAAAACAGAAACAAUUGAAACACAUGAACGGAUUUAAAUAUAACAAAAAAAUGUAAGAGAAAAGAAAACAAAAAAAGAAGAUAAAA
Molecule: messenger RNA, 3041 nt
Organism: Bradysia coprophila
Lineage: Eukaryota; Metazoa; Arthropoda; Insecta; Diptera; Sciaridae
Product: lateral signaling target protein 2 homolog
Cellular component (GO): early endosome membrane
Molecular function (GO): metal ion binding
Source: RefSeq, a predicted model, not a curated record